Molecule: messenger RNA, 849 nt
Organism: Lindgomyces ingoldianus
Lineage: Eukaryota; Fungi; Ascomycota; Dothideomycetes; Pleosporales; Lindgomycetaceae
Product: eukaryotic type KH-domain (KH-domain type I)
Exons: 2
Coding region: 1-849 (282 amino acids)
Cellular component (GO): nucleolus
Molecular function (GO): RNA binding
Source: RefSeq, a predicted model, not a curated record
AUGCCAGCUCCAACCGCGCCCCUGCGCAGCCCAGAAGCCCUGGCUGAAGACCAAACCAUGGCCGAGGCCACCCCUCUCCCCGCAGACGAAGACACAGAGCUGCUCGACAUGAAUGCUCUCCCGGACGCCAUACCCGCUGCUCCCUCGGGCUCCACGUCUUCCAGGAAGCGAGGGAAGGCACUUGGAAAAGGAAAGGGAAAAGGAAAAGGAAAAGCUCGUGACACUCAGCCCGAAGACGUAGUCAUGACCGACGAGGGCGGCCGUCCACGCUUCGCCCCCGCCAAAGCCAUUCCCCUCGCCUUCCGCCGCGAGCAGAGAAAGGUGCCCAUCCCUCCCCACCGCAUUACGCCGCUCAAGAACUCUUGGCCGAAAAUCUAUCCGCCGUUGGUCGAGCAUCUCAAGCUGCAGUGUCGGAUGAACCAGAAGACCAAAUCUGUGGAAUUGAGGAGUAGUUCCCAUACCACCGAUACUGGGGCAUUGCAGAAGGGCGAAGAUUUCGUCAAGGCAUUUACUCUCGGCUUCGACGUAGACGACGCGAUUGCGUUGCUCAGGCUGGACGACCUGUACAUUGAGACUUUCGAGAUCAAGGAUGUGAAGACGCUGAGUGGUGAGCAUCUGUCAAGAGCGAUUGGACGAAUUGCGGGCAAGGAUGGAAAGACCAAGUUUGCCAUUGAGAACUCCUCGCGAACUCGAGUCGUCCUCGCCGACCAAAAAAUUCACAUCCUUGGCGGCUUCAAGAACAUCCACAUCGCCCGCGAAGCCAUUGUAUCCCUCAUUCUCGGUGCACCGCCGGGCAAAGUCUACGGGAACCUCAGGACUGUAGCUUCCCGCAUGAAGGAGCGAUUUUGA